Molecule: messenger RNA, 1053 nt
Organism: Neoarthrinium moseri
Lineage: Eukaryota; Fungi; Ascomycota; Sordariomycetes; Amphisphaeriales; Apiosporaceae
Exons: 4
Coding region: 1-1053 (350 amino acids)
Source: RefSeq, a predicted model, not a curated record
AUGGAUAUCGAUGAGCCUUUGCUUCUGUUUAGGGCUCAAUUCUUGCAGUGUAUUGACCAUGAUUUCAUCCGCUGGCCACCCAGUGUCCUCCUUCAACAGCCGGAUGCGCAGAGUUUUCUCUCGAAGAAACUCUUCAACGUCUCUAAUCCCUCCUCCCACCCGCCAGCCAGCUACGAGGCCAGGGUUCUUAAGACAUUGAUCGCUAAGAUAGCCAAGUCGGUGGGAUCAAUUGCGGCGAACAACAAAGCUUUAGAGGAUCUUUCCUUCCGACUAGCAUCUCUUCAGUCUAUGUCGCCACAAGAGGGGCCGAUCACCCAACUUGACGCAAACGUCACGUACAACUGCAUUCCUCAAAACUCUCGUCUUGAUACACAAGAAAGCUGGAGACCCCUCACCGUCGUCGAGUCUCGUUCCUUGGUAGCAGGCUCUAAAUUCACAGGUCAUCGCACAUGGGAAGGAGCUCUACACCUGGCUUCCUACCUGGUUUCUAAGUCCGACCUAGUCUUAGGGAAAUCUAUACUUGAGCUCGGUGCGGGUGCGGGCUUCAUAUCAAUCAUGUGCGCCAAAUACCUCGGGGCAGCACGAGUUGUAGCAACCGAUGGCGAUGAACGAGUUGUGAAGGACAUGCGCAGAAACUUGUUAUUGAAUGAACUCGAAACUGAAGAACUCAUAUCUGCAGAGCAACUGGUGUGGUCUCGUGAUCUUCAUGAUAAGAUUAGCGAUGGACCAGGAUUCGACAUUGUCCUAGGUGCUGAUAUUAUAUACGACAAAGGAGCAACUGAAGCUCUGGUGGACACAUUAUCAGCGCUUUUCGAUGCAAUGCCACAGGUAAGCGUUUUGCUGUCCAAUGCAUUCAGAUUUCCCGAUGUAUUUGAGGUCUUCCAAACUGGUUGCGCUCGAAACAAGCUCCGUACUCGGGUUAUUGACUAUAAUAUGACGCCACCGGCGGCGCAAAAGUCGCUCUUCUACACAACGUCAAUGCCCUUACAGAUUAUUGAGAUCCAGCAGGAUCAGCUCCGGAAGAAACACACAGCUGGAUCAACCUUCGAGUAA